Rhopalosiphum padi (bird cherry-oat aphid) is the source of this 2701-nucleotide messenger RNA. RefSeq names its product ras-like protein 2 (gene Ras64B). Gene Ontology annotation, biological process: signal transduction. Bases 328 to 915 code for a protein of 195 amino acids. Gene Ontology annotation, molecular function: GTP binding; GTPase activity; GDP binding. The record is from RefSeq and is a predicted model, not a curated record. The transcript is spliced from 4 exons. Lineage: Eukaryota; Metazoa; Arthropoda; Insecta; Hemiptera; Aphididae. Gene Ontology annotation, cellular component: plasma membrane.
AGUGUUUUGACAGCUGCUGGUCUUCGCUCUCUUUCCUUUUCUGUCGGUUGGGUUUGGUACUUUGGUCAUUGGCCAUUGCUUAUUGGGGACCGCCGUUUACUGUUUUGUGGUAGUCUACUGUCUACUUUAGUCGUGGUAUACUGCUACCCAUAAAUGCUAUGCUUCCGUUAGGAUUCCGUACCCGUAUUUAUACCCGCCAUAGUUAGUACGCAGAUUUAUAGUAUGUGAAACGGUUUUUAAUUUUUUAACGUUUGCACUACGAUUAUUUUCCUCAAUUUAUAUAUUUUUUUAUAAAAACCAAUCGAGUGAAAAUAACAUUGUAUUACUAUGAAUCGCCCGAAUUAUAAUCAGAACUACAAAUUGGUAGUAGUCGGAGGCGGUGGUGUUGGGAAAUCUGCAAUCACCAUACAAUUUAUACAGAAAUAUUUUGUAACAGAUUAUGAUCCAACAAUUGAAGAUUCAUACACAAAACAAUGUGUAGUUGAUGAUGUUCCAGCAAAAUUAGAUAUUUUGGAUACUGCUGGACAAGAAGAAUUUAGUGCUAUGAGAGAACAAUAUAUGAGAUCAGGUGAAGGGUUUUUGUUAGUGUUUUCUGUAGCAGAUAAAACUAGUUUCAAUGAGAUGGAAAAAUUUCACAGACAAAUUCUUAGAGUUAAAGAUAGAGAUGAAUUUCCAAUGCUGAUGGUUGGAAAUAAGGCAGAUUUAAGUAGUCAAAGAAUGGUUUCUAUACAAGAUGCACAAAAUAUGGCCAUGCAACUGAAAAUACCUUACAUAGAAUGCAGUGCUAAAGCAGGAAUGAACAUUGAUCAAUCAUUCCAUGAACUAGUUCGAAUUGUAAGAAGGUUUCAAUUAUCUGAAAGACCACCAAUCAAAUCAACACCACAGAAGAGUUCAAAAAAGUGUUCCAUACUUUAGCAGUAUAUGUUGUCUAUUGUACAAUGUUGUUAUGUUUACAUACCAACUCGCACUAAACUAAUUUGUUGUGUUCCCAAUUAUUGUCAAUUUUAACCAUACACAUUUAAAACAAAUAUUUUUCACAGUAUUAAAUAUUAAUAUCUAGUCGUACAUAAAUUGUACAUUUGAACAAAUCUGUUGACAUAUAAUUAACAUAAUAUAGGGUAUUACAUUUUUUUUUUUUUUUUAAUACUUAACAUAGUUUUAAGCAACCAAUAGCAUAGUAAGUAAAUUUUAAUAACAAAAACCUAUUUUGUUAAUAAACAGUUUGAAUGUUUUCUUCAAGAAUGCAAACUUAAUACUUAUUAACCAAUUUUGCCAACUUAAAAAAAUAUUAAAAUUCCAAACCUUAUUUAAAUAUCCAAGUUUUUAUCUCAGUGUCUACCCAACCCCUUCCCCCGCAAGUAUUUUACUUUUUUUUUAUUGGGGUUAAGACUUUGACAACUCGGGUCAUUAGCCUGUGGAACUGUGGGGAAGAGUAGUGUAGGUUUUUGGGUUUGAUCGGUUGUUUAAACACGUGAGUGUAUGUGUAGCAAGGAUUCGUCGCUAAAAAUCCUGGAUGGUCACCAAACCAGGAACUAGCAACGCCGGCUGUUACAUACACUCAGUGGGUUUCUACAGUUGAGUGAAUGUACUCCAAGCUGAAUGCCAUACCAAGCCACAUUUUACUUUUCUAGACAGUUUUUGGGAUGUCACCAUCUGGGGCAAACUACUUAAAUCUUAUUAUUUAUAAAUAAAAGUAAUAUACUAAUAUAAAUGGCAGAGCAAAUCCUAUUACAUUAAUUGGUUGUCAAAAAUGCAUUAUUUAAGUUUUUUUUAUGUUAAUAAUUUUUGACAUUAUUAUAUUUUUUGCAAAUUAUUUUCUUAAUUGUUCAUCAAUUAAUGUUUUUUAUAUUAAUAAAUUUUAAAUCAAAAAAUUCAACAUUUAAAUAAUUUUGAAAUGUUACCUACUAUUUGUUCUUUAAAACAAAUACAAAUUUGUUUAUUUUUGUAUUAUAAUAGUUUAUACAUAAAUUAUAUAUUUUUAAUAACUAUUGUAUAUUAACUAUUAAGUACUUAAUGAUUUAUUAUAUAAUUUCAUUUUUGUUGUUGUUGAAUGCUUAACAAAUUAUUAUGUUUGGACAAUCUGGAAACAAGAUCUAAAUAAAAAUAAAAUGUCAAACUAUAAAAUUGUAUUUUCAUAUCUUUACAACUUUAUUUAAACUGUGAUAAAUUAAAAAAAUUAUCUAAUAACUUAUAUUAACUAUGUAAAUUUAAAUACAUUAUGUAUUUAAGUUAAAUUACUUGAAUUACUGUAAACUUAAUAUUAGUAUGGAACUGGUUAUAAGAGCAUUUUCUUUGUAUACUAUUAUCAAAAAUAUGUAUAGACUUAAAGAGAUAAAUGUAAUGAAGCUCGUAGAGUAAUAUUACUCUAUGAUGUAGCUCCAGAUUUAAGAUUAUAUCUUUCAUUUGAACCUGAUUUAAAAAACUGUAAUUCAAAACAUGGUUCAGGUUACUAUUUUUUAUUCAUUAAAAAAUUUAAAUUUCUUUUUUAAGUGUAUUACUAAAUAUUAAUUAGCACCAAUCUUUCUAUAAAAUUUUACCUCCCCCCAAAGUUCAUAAAUUGGAAGCAGUCUUACUGAACCCUCCCUUCCCUCACAUCUAGUAAUCUAUUUAUCUAAUUUACUAAUUGUUUUUCUAUGUAAACAGAUUGUAAAUGUCUUUUAUAAAAAAAAGUGUUAUUGCAAAAUAUAAAAUAUAUAUAUUA